CACAGUAAAAAAUACUUAUAAAUGGAUGGCUAAGUAUCGUCUUUUUUUCUGAGACGAACUAUAAACAUGGGAACUUGUUUGAACCGUUCGAAGUUUGCCGCUUGUUAUGACUAAGUUUAUCUGGAAGACAAAACAUGAUCAGAUUAAUUUGUCUGGGAAUUUUACUGUUCGGAGUGGCUCAAAUUUUACCUGUCGAAUCGCGCUAUAACGCCAAAGAUAUCACUCUAAAAGGUAAUGCAAGUCAAAAGAAUAUCGUAAAGGUCCGGAACUCCAAUCACAAAAUAACGCGUAUAUUACCAACGGACAAAUCCGACGAUGACGAUGAUUCCGAUAAAGACGGCCGUGGAAAUCAUCAUGAUGAUCACAAUGUUCCAGAUAAUCAUAAUAAGCCCGAUGACAUCCGAGACCACGACGAUGAUGAUGAUUCUAAUGAUAUUGAUCACAAUCGACCUGGUGGUAUCCAAGAUGAUGGCAAUGAUGAUGAUAGUCUUAAUGAUAUCGGUGAUGAUAGCAAUGGUAAUGAACACCGCAUUGAUGAUGAUGAUAAUGACGAGGAUGAUGAUGGUGAUGAUGACGAUGAGGAUGACGAUGAUGAUGACAAAGAUAAUGACGAUGAUGAUGACGAUGAUGAUGACAAUAAUUAUGACGAUAAUGACGAUGAUGAUGACGAGGAUGAUGAUGAUGAUGAUGACGAUAGUGAUAACGAUGAUGAUGAUGUCCUGCUGGGCAGGACGAGCAGGACCGGUAGCUACGCCACUGAUGACGAUGGUGAUGAUGAUGAAAACAAUGAGGACGAGGAUAGCAAUGAGAAUGAUAAUGAUGCAGACAAUAAUAGAAAUAAUAAUGAUGAUAAUGAUGAUGAUGAUAAUGAUAAUGCCGAUAAAAAUGAUGCUGCUGAUAAUAACCAUAAGAAUGAUGAUAAUGGUGAUGAUAAUAACCAUAAGAAUGCUGAUGAUGAUAAUGACCAUAAGAAUGAUGGUAAUGAUGAAAAAGCAGAACAUACGAAUGGCAGUAGUGAAAAUGACAAGCACGCUACCAGGAACAAGACCAAUGUUUUACAUGUUCAUCGUGGAGGGAGCAAAAAAGAUCAGGAGAAGAAACGACUUCUCGCUGUUUCUGGCAAGAAUAAAACCGGGGGUAAAGACGAUCAUUUUAGAGUUGUGUUAUCAGCAGAAGCUAAACUGAAAGAGCACAAGAAAAUGGUAAACGGCUCUGUAAAAAAUAUAUUGUAUAACAGAAAAAAGAAACGUAUAAACGAAGCAACGAAUGUGGCUUUGAAGAAUGACAGUGGCGUGUCAGAAUUAUUCCAAUCUGAAAGUAAAUAUGAAUCUCCAGAAAUAAAGGAACCCAGAAACAAGAAUUAUUACAAAUAUUCAACCGCUCAAGCAAGUGACGAGAAACUUGUAAAAGAUACGGCUACAGCUGAUGAUGAUAUCCAAAGGAUCAAAGAUGAAGAUAACAAAAUUUCACAGCUUGUGGAGCUAGUUGGAAACACAGACGAAGAAAGAAAACAUCUGGAAGAGUUCGCUGGUUUUAACGACACCUGGAUGACAAAUCGCGGGAACCCCGUUGAUCAGAAGAGUGCCACGAAUGAAGGACCUCAAAAUGACAACGAGAAUACGAUUAGAAGAAACAGUUCUACCUCUGAGACUCUGUACGAUAUCAACCAUCGCGAACAAGAAUCUCUGUUUUCUUCAGCAAACGAGAGUAAUAGCUUAGACAUUGGUGCAGCUCCCUCAUCCAUACUGGCUCCCCAGUGGAGUACCGGAGCGGCCAAGCAGGGAAGCCAGGAAACAACUAAUACCUAUAAUACUGAUGGAACUCCUGGUGAGAACACGCUUACCAUAUACAACACUAACUACAAAAUUAAGCAGUUCCCCGGGAAUAUAGUCAGCGGGAGUUUGGUAAAGAACAAGGACUCGUCUGAUUUUCCGCAAAAUAGCACGACCACGAAUGUCACAGGAUCUUCUUUUCCACUGUCGGUACAGAACGAUGAAAGUUUGAAUAAUGAUAGUCUUAAUACUAAUGGCUCUCAUUACAAGCUUACCCCGUGGUCACUGAUGAGUAAGAGUCAAUCAGAAGAGAGUGAAGUUCAGUUAAACAAGACGAAAGAUAGCCACAAAGGAAUAGGAGAGGGUUUUGAAUUUGGUCGGCCAGGUCCGCUAAAUAAUAACGUUUAUGGUAUUGGUGAUGUACCUUAUCAAACUGGUUCCGUUAAUGAUCAGUUGUUCAACGAUAAACAGGGCUUUGGGAUUGCUGGUGAUGGUAAUAUACCCAACCAGAUUAAUGGUCAGACAACCGUUCUCAAUAAUGGAGUUGGAUAUUCACCUUCAAAACCUGCUUGGAACAACGUUCAGACAACCUUUCUUGAUAACGGAAUUGGUUCUGGAUAUAAUGAAACCACUAAAAAUUUGUCGUCAUAUGACAAUGAUACACGAUUCCAUGAUAGAAUAAGCGCAAACAUUUCUGUUCAUAGCAAUAGUAGUGGGAAUAUUUCGCACUCCAUCUCAAAUCACUAUGGUAAUGAUGGUUUAGUAAGCACCAGUAAAAUGUCCGGGAAUGCUAAACUAACACACCAAUUACAACACAUGGGCUUUCGUCCAAAUGGUAUUGGUUUAAAUCCUGCAGAAAGCGUUGAUCCAAUGAGGCCUAUCCAAAGUACUAAUCCGAUGGUUCACCCAAAAAACAAUGGUGAUCUAUAUAAUAAUACCCAGCACUCCGGUUAUGACAAUCAAAGUGGCGAUCCAGAUCUUGAUUUUGGCGUAGAUAUCAACGCUUUGGGUGAUUUUGAUGUCAGUGAUUGGUUAAAGAAGAAAUACGAAGGGAAAAGUCCGAACGAGGAACAAGAAAGCAAUUUUAAAGAGUUUAUUCGGAAAUUUUUUUCUCGUGAUAAUAAAGUUGAUCACAUUGAUGAAGGUAAUGGUAGUCACCUUUCUGAUGCGGACUUAUCCUCUUCGAUAAGGGAUGGAAAAGGAAACAGUCCGGAUUCUAGCCAGAGAAAACGACCUUCAACUCCACCUAAUUACAAGAAAUAUCCCAGAAAGCAAAAACUAUUAUUUGCAAGUGAAUCUCACCAUCUACCGAAAGCCAGAUUUCCUCUGAAGCUUGUUCCUGAGUUAUUUGAAAAAUACCGAAGUAGGUUGCAAACUAACGGCCAGAAUUCUCAUCGCAAUGAUAAAUUUAUUCAAACAAGUGGUUCUAACAGUUUGCCUCGGCCGACAGCGUUUACUUGGCAAGAAUUUCAAUCAAAAACCCAUCCAAUAACGCCUGAGAAGUUUCAACAAAAGGAAGCAGAAAAUAUAAAACAGCCACCUAAAAAUGGUCCAACGUUUUCUGCGAAUCGUUUGCAUCCAUCAAUUUAUACGGAAAGGGUGAUGAAGCCUGACACUGGUGAAGAGUAUCUUGCUAAAUUUAAAUUCCAGGCAGGCAAUAAAUCCUCUCCUGACGAGAUGAAUGCUACACUUGACGGGAUAAAGGGCCAUGUUAUCAAACCUAUCUCAAAUCCCUUUUUUCCACAACAUAGACACUUUUUGAGGAAAUCUAACAGACAAUAUUCACAUUUUGGCUUCUUGAACGGAGGGUAUAUGCCAGGCGGUGUUAAAACAGGUCAUCACGGAGAGGAGCAUGGUCAUGGCGGAAACUUGUUUGAGAAAGUGGCCAAUAGUGGUGGCAAUAUUCCCUUGGGGAACAAUAAUUGGGGUUGGUUUAGCAGGAAUUUUGGUGGAGGUGGUAGCAAUGGAGGAUAUACUGGGUUUGGAGGAAACUCAACUAAUAAUGGAUCAAUGUGGGGAUCACGUUGGGGUAGAUUCGGGGGGAAUAUGAGUGGUGGUGGUGGUUAUAUGGGAGGUGGUAACAUCGGAGGUGGUGGUAUGGGUGGGGGUAUGGGAGGUGGAGGUAUGGGUGGAGGUAUGGGAGGAAGAGGUGGAGGUUUUGGAGGAGGUGGUAUGGGUGGAAGUAUGGGUGGUGGUAUGGGAGGAGGUGGUAUGGGUGGAAGUAUGGCAGGAAGAGGUGGAGGUUUUGGAGGAGGUGGUAUGGGUGGAAGUAUGGGUGGGGGUAUGGGAGGAGGUGGUAUGGGUGGAAGUAUGGCAGGAAGAGGUGGAGGUUUUGGAGGAGGUGGUAUGGGUGGAAGUAUGGGUGGUGGUAUAGGAGGAGGUGGUAUGGGUGGAAGUAUGGGUGGUGGUAUGGGUGGUGGCAUGGGAGGAGGUGGUAUGGGUGGAAGAAUGGGUGGUGGUAUGGGAGGAGGCUUUGAUGGAAGUAUGGGUGGUGGCAUGGGAGGCGGAGGUAUGGGUGGAGGUAUUAUGAAUGGUGGAAUGGUUGGAGGUAUGGGUGGAGGUAUGGGUGGAAGGAUGGGUGGAAGGAUGGGUGGUGGUAUGGGUGGCGGAGGUAUGGGAGGGGGUAUUAUGAAUGGUGGAAUGGUUGGAGGUAUGAGUGGCGGCAUGGGAGGAGGAGGUAUGGGUGGUGGUAUGGGAGGAGGCAUGGGAGGAGGAGGUAUGGGUGGUGGUAUGGGAGGAGGAGGCAUGAGUGGAGGUAUGAGUGGCGGCAUGGGAGGAGGUAUGGUAGGGGGAGCUAUGGGAGGUGCGGCUGGUGGAGGUGCUUUUGCUGGUGGUGCCAUUGAGACUGCUGCUGGCGGAGGGGCAGCUGGAGGCGGUGCUGGUGGUGGUGGUGGUGCUGCAGGUGGUGGUGCUGCUGGUGGUGGUGCUGCUGGUGGUGGUGCUGCUGGUGGUGGUGCUGCAGGUGGUGGUGCUGCUGGUGGUGGUGCUGCUGGUGGUGGUGCUGCUGGUGGUGGUGCUGCUGGUGGUGGCGCUGGUGGUGGUGGAGGUGGAGGAGGAUCUCAUUUUAAUGGCGAUGCAUGUUUCGGAAGUCCAAGCGAUGACAAGGAGGACAAUGCUUUUCCUGCAGCAAUGGACGUUGUUUUUCUAAUCGAUGCUUCCAAGUCUUCUUUGUUUAAGGACAUGAAAGAUUUCAUUAAAUCAUUCUCACACAAAUUUGUUGUUGAACCUUCUGCAACUCGCGUUGCCUUGAUAACAUACGGCUCAGACGCUUCUAUACUAUUUGGCUUUACUCGUUACUGUUGCAGAAAAGAGUUAGAUGAUGCUCUGGAUGAGUUGGAAUAUCCAUCCUUUGUCGCGCGAAGAUCUAAGACAAGUUUUCAGGAAGAGCAUAAAGGUAAGAGAAAUCAGUCAUCACCCAGCGACCAAGAUAUGUCAAAGAGAAGGCAUAUUUCUACCGCUUUUAAGAGAGACGACAGCACGAAAGCUGCCGUGUUAGGUCGAGGACUUCAAACGGCUCUGGUCCUUUUCCACGACCCAACCGUAAGACCAGAUGUUCCUCACGUUCUCAUCGUCGUCAAUUACGCUCCCUCUGCGGACAAUUUUCUUUUACCAUCGUAUGCUUUGAGGCGCGACGGCGUAGACAUUUUUGGAGUCGGAGUUGGCGAGUACUUUAGCAAGAUGCAAAUGUUGUGGAUGACCAGUGUUCCGAAGUUUCGUCAUUUGUUCAAAGCUAAAUCCUCUUCCCAACUGAAGUGUCUUGCGGCCAGCGUUAAAGAUAAGGUUAUACGAGAUGUUCAGUCCCGGCUUUGUCCAGCAUGCUUCCAUGAUCCAAACCAUGUCGCCUGCAUAUCGUGCGCGAACCAUGGUGAUAACGACGCAACAAUAACCGGUCAACUUAUCCAACAACCACCUGCUCAGUUAUCCCUUCCUAUCCAUACUUAUCCUAAUAGAGUCCUUACACCACAACAGAUGUACCCCAUGUUCCCCAACCCAAACAUGGGAUUUCUUAGACCAGGCUUGCUACCAAGGCUCGGAGCUAUACCAUUUAGAAUGCCUUCAAGAAUCAGCGCUCCAGUCUCUGAUCAACCUCUACAGAUAGCUUCAAGCCCUGUGUUAGACCUAAGCUUUCUUAAUAAAGUUCCACUGCAUGGCUCAUCAUCAUUCUCAUCUGGGUUUUUUCACGUUCCACUUCAACAUGGUCCAGCCGUAUCAGGUUCUUUCCGUUCAAAGGUUAAUGGGGCUCGUGUUCGUAAAUGUUUAAAAAAAUUUCCAGCAAAAUGCAGAAAUGCCGUUAAGAGAGGACUGUGUGAAGAUAAGGAAAGUGAAAAGUUCUCAAAGAAUCUGCGGAACAGUUGUAUAAAAUCGUGUACCAUGUGCAAAAGGAAUUUAAAAGAGCUUCGCGGCAACACAAAGGUGAAAUUGAGGCAAAAUGACAAUUCACCACAUCAUGAUAAACCAUCAAGUGAUGCUUGUGGACACGCUUUGUUGUGCAAACACAAAAGAAAAUUGAAAAAAAGGAAACCAAACGUAAGACAUUGAACAGUUGAGAACAGAUUCUCGUACAUGGAGGAGAGGAAGUAUUGCCAAUCGAAUAAGGUUCUACGAUACGGCCAUAACAAUGCAUUACAUAUAGAUCUUAUUAGCAUUCGCUGAAACACAAUUUGAGUGCGACUUAUCGCGUCCUUAACUUUACUUUCGUUUGGGUUUCCUUACGCCUUUGAUAGUGGCAAUUUGACAAUGAUAAACAAACCACUACCGCCCGCAUGGCAGGCUUUUUGCGGUAAAAGGGACUGCUUGUGGGCCUAAAACGUAUUACAGUUUUAUACAAUUUUGUAGCCUUUUGUAACUUCAAACACAGGUAUUUUGCAGUUUAUAACAAUAGACUAUGUUAGGAAUAUUAUAUAAAAUCUAUUGA
Dendronephthya gigantea is the source of this 6687-nucleotide messenger RNA. RefSeq lists its product as uncharacterized. The record is from RefSeq and is a predicted model, not a curated record. NCBI's taxonomy places the organism in Eukaryota, Metazoa, Cnidaria, Anthozoa, Malacalcyonacea, Nephtheidae. Bases 135 to 6311 code for a protein of 2058 amino acids. The transcript has 11 exons.